AUGGUUCGGCUUUUGAGGGGGCAUUGGAAGUGCACUCAAGUAGGUGGGGCUUUUAACCCCAAAGUGGAAAUUCUAUAUGCUUGGUCAUGGCAUUUGGGGACAACUGGAAGUCCCCAUUAUUUGGUCAUGGAUUUUGAGGGUGUGAUGGAAUGCCCUCAACGAUUGGUUUCAGUAGCAUUGACUGUGGUGGUAAUAAUAGCAGGAGUUGCAGAGUAUGGCGGUGUGGGUGCUCAAUCUUCAGGGUGUGCAACUUCUCUGGCAACAUUGUCUCCCUGUGUGUGCAGAGCAGUGCAAUGCCAGCUGUUCACUACCACCAAUCCGCUGGGCAUUCCUAUUAACCAAACAAAGGUUCUGGCUCUACCAGGCGCUUGCAAAGUCACCACUCCACCUCUCAGUCAAUGCAAUGCUGCAGGAGCUCCAGCUGCUUCUCCAUCUACAGGUUCUAAUGCACCAACAGCAACAGAAACUUCUCCUGCAUCUCCUUCAUCUUCCCCUGCAACUCCAAAUGCAGUGUCUCCCUCAUCUAACUUACCAUCUUUACUUCCUCCCACAGCUUCUGUAGGAGGUAUUUCACCAACAGCCAGCGAGAAACCAACAUCUGAGGCAGGAGCCCUUUUUACACCAUCCACCAUUAUCAGUACUUUAGCAGUAGCAAUGGUAGCGAUCAGUAUUUGUUGAACAUAUUUCUUAUAUAUCUGGUGUUGGAUAUUCUAAGAUGGACCUGAGUGUAUAUUGUGGAGGACAUAGAAGUCUUUCAGCGACUUCCUGCUAUUUGGGGAGUCAUCUACUGGAAUUGUAUUCUUUAUGGUUUUGUGUGCUCUGUGCACAGCAUUACAUUGGUAAUGUUUUGUAGCUAUAUUUUUUGUCCUUUAACUAAAUAAGGAUAUAUGAAUCCACUGUAAAUGUCCAGACCGUUGGACCUACUGAAUCAUAUUUUUGUAUGAUGUAACAUAUUUUUUUA
Cryptomeria japonica (Japanese cedar) is the source of this 961-nucleotide messenger RNA. RefSeq names its product non-specific lipid transfer protein GPI-anchored 15. The transcript has 5 exons. NCBI's taxonomy places the organism in Eukaryota, Viridiplantae, Streptophyta, Pinopsida, Cupressales, Cupressaceae. The record is from RefSeq and is a predicted model, not a curated record. Bases 1 to 678 code for a protein of 225 amino acids.